AUGGCGGUAAGAAAACCAUUAACUCAAUUCACAACUCCACUUGGUUCAGGUGCUGGUGUUCCCAAAGAUAAACGACCACCACGCGUCACCGAUUCAGAAACCAGAUUGGCAAAACCAUUCAAAGUCCCCUUCGCUGGUCGUCUGCAAACUGGAAAUGGAGCAUUGGCCACCACUAGAGGACGUCCAAUUCGUACUGCGAGAACCAAAGUAACUAAUUAUGUCGAAGAUGGGGUUGUAACUGAAACUCAAGAUUAUGCUAUUGAUGAACAAGGUCAAGUAAUUACUCAACAAAAGAGAUAUGGUGCAUUAUUACCGAGAGCUAUGUUAAAUAAAGAUAUGGGAGGUACAGAGUUAAAGUUAAGAAAGUCAUUUACUAUUCCAUUUAAGAAAGAUAAUGUGAAACAAAAUGAAAUACAACGAGGUCCACCACCUCCAUUAGGUACAAAAGUAAAACCAAUAUUACCUCCACGAGCACUUCAUGACCCCAUGAGUGAAUUUGCAAUUGUAUUAUAUGACCCAACUGUAGAUAUUAUUCCUAAGAUUGAAGAAGAGAAACCCAAAUCCGAAGAAAGCGAAGACCUGAAAUCACCUACCCCAGAACCACAAGAGACACAACAACCACCAUUAAAGAAACGAAGAACUCAUAAGUCAUUAGCCGAAAUCUUAGGAAUUGUCAGUAAUCCCGAUGAACAAUUAGCUAAAUAUCCUAACGUGCCAGUUGUAAUUGAUCCCAAAUUAGCCAAGAUUCUUCGACCCCAUCAAAUCGCGGGUGUGAAGUUUUUGUAUAGAUGUACUGCUGGUUUAAUCGAUCCACGAGCAAAAGGAUGCAUCAUGGCCGAUGAAAUGGGAUUAGGUAAAACAUUACAAUGUAUCGCGUUAAUGUGGACAUUACUUCGACAGAGUCCUCGUGGGAAAAGAACAAUUGAAAAAUGUAUUAUUGUUUGUCCGUCUUCAUUAGUUCGUAAUUGGGCUAAUGAAAUUAUUAAAUGGUUGGGAGAAGGUGUGUUGACACCUUUGGCUGUUGAUGGUAAAUCAACUAAAUCGAGUGAUUUAGGUUUGGCAUUACAACAAUGGUCUACUGCGAAGGGAAGAAAUGUUGUUCGUCCUGUAUUGAUUAUAUCGUAUGAAACAUUGAGACGAAAUGUUGAUAAAUUGGCAGGUACUGAAGUUGGGCUUAUGUUAGCUGAUGAAGGACAUCGUUUGAAAAAUGGAGAUUCUUUAACAUUUACUGCGUUAAAUUCUUUGAGAUGUGAGAGAAGGGUUAUUUUAUCUGGGACACCUAUUCAAAAUGAUCUUUCUGAAUAUUUCUCCCUUUUGAAUUUUGCUAAUCCUGGUUAUUUAGGUACCAGGAAUGAUUUUAGAAAGAAUUUCGAAAAUGCAAUCUUAAGAGGUAGAGAUGCUGAUGCAACUGAUAAAGAACGUGAAAAUGGGGAUAAAAAAUUAGUUGAAUUAUCUCAAAUGGUAUCCAAAUUUAUCAUCAGAAGAACUAAUGAUAUCUUAUCCAAAUAUCUUCCUGUUAAAUAUGAAUAUGUCUUAUUCACUGGAUUAUCACCUAUGCAAAAAGUUUUAUAUCAACAUUUCAUAACCUCCCCCGAGAUUAAGAAAUUACUUCGUGGUAUUGGGUCACAACCAUUGAAAGCAAUCGGUAUGCUUAAAAAGCUAUGUAACCAUCCCGAUUUAUUAAACCUUCCGGAUGAUAUCGAUGGAAGUGAAAAUCUAAUUCCAGACGACUAUUGUUCGUCCAUAGGACCAAAUUCCGGUGGAGGUCGUAAUCGAGAAAUCCAAACUUGGAAUAGUGGGAAAUUUAUGAUCUUGGAAAGAUUCUUACACAAGAUCCAUACUGAGACUAAUGAUAAAAUUGUCUUGAUUUCAAACUAUACCCAAACCUUAGAUUUGAUCGAAAAAAUGUGUCGUUCGAAACGAUAUGGGUCCCUUCGAUUAGACGGGACAAUGAAUAUCAAUAAACGUCAGAAAUUAGUUGAUAAAUUCAAUAAUCCUGAAGGAUCGGAGUUUAUAUUUUUGUUAUCCUCAAAAGCAGGUGGUUGUGGUAUCAACCUUAUUGGUGCCAAUAGAUUAGUUCUUAUUGACCCAGAUUGGAACCCAGCCCUGGAUCAACAAGCACUUGCCAGAGUAUGGAGAGAUGGACAAAAGAAAGAUUGUUUUAUCUAUAGGUUUAUCAGUACCGGUACAAUCGAAGAAAAGAUUUUCCAAAGGCAAUCUAUGAAAUUAUCAUUGUCUAGUUGUGUAGUUGAUGAAAAGGAAGAUGUUGAAAGAUUGUUUAGUGCUGAUAAUUUACGUCAAUUAUUCCAAUUCCAGCCCGAUACGAUGUGUGAUACUCAUGAAACUUAUAAUUGUAAACGUUGCUCAAAAGAAAAGGGACAAUUUAUUAAAUCCCCAGCUAUGCUUUAUGGGGAUGCCACGACGUGGAAUCAUUUGACCAAUAGUGCAUUGGCUAAAAAUGAAGAUACAUUGAUUGCAAACGAAUCAGAGUUUAAUGAUAUUUCAUUUGCAUUCCAGUAUAUAUCUCAUUAG
This is a messenger RNA of Hemisphaericaspora subhashii, 2532 nucleotides long. It is a transcript of the gene RAD54, whose product is annotated as DNA-dependent ATPase. NCBI's taxonomy places the organism in Eukaryota, Fungi, Ascomycota, Pichiomycetes, Serinales, Debaryomycetaceae. Gene Ontology annotation, cellular component: nucleus. Bases 1 to 2532 code for a protein of 843 amino acids. Gene Ontology annotation, biological process: reciprocal meiotic recombination; double-strand break repair via synthesis-dependent strand annealing. The record is from RefSeq and is a predicted model, not a curated record. The transcript has a single exon. Gene Ontology annotation, molecular function: ATP binding; DNA translocase activity; ATP-dependent chromatin remodeler activity.